CGCCCGGCUUGGCCGCCCGCCAUCUUGGCCCCUGUGUGCAAGCGGCCGAGGCGGCGGCGCCGGGAGCGGCAGCGGCCCCGCCGACACCGGCACCCGCGGGCAGCCGAGCGCCGCGCUGCGCGCCCGGCAAAUUUUGAGGAGUGAACAGGAGGUACCAGACUAGAUGAGUUUCCAGCGAAAUGUCGGAAAAGUCAGGCCAGAGUACAAAAGCAAAGGAUGGAAAAACAAAGUAUGCAACACUCAGUCUGUUUAAUACUUACAAGGGAAAGUCACUGGAAACUCAGAAAACCACAGUUGCCGCACGCCAUGGAUUACAGAGCCUUGGAAAAGUUGCUAUUUCCAGGAGGAUGCCUCCCCCAGCCAACCUGCCCAGUCUCAAAGCAGAGAACAAAGGCAAUGACCCCAAUGUGAACAUUGUGCCUAAAGACGGCACAGGAUGGGCUUCGAAACAAGAGCAGCACGAAGAGGAAAAACAGCCAGACGUGCCGCAGACACAGCCAAAACCUGCUGUUCCUGCUCCUCCAGAAGCAGCUCCUGUUGCCAAAUCCUGGGCCAACACCAAGCCAGGUGGACAGGACGGUCCACCUCUUCCAGUAAAUAGUUAUUUCCAGCAAGAAUUUCCCAGUCUGCCGGCAGCUGGGGAUCAGGAAAAGUCAGGUAAAGAUAAAGAUGCACCCGAAGAGCUCCAUGGAUCAGGACCCAGCCUGCGACCACAGAAUCAAGAAGCUAAGGAAGAUGGCAGUGCUACACCAGCAGAACAAAACGAUGGCCAGAAGGCAGGAGACAAGAGGGAUGUGCGGUUGCCACAGGUCCCUCAGCCCAAGCUGAAUGGGCAGCAGCAGCCACCCCUCUCAUCUCAGUACAGAGCAAUGAUGCCACCUUAUAUGUUUAAUCAGUAUCCUAGAAUGGCAUAUCCUCCUUCCAUGCAAGGUCCAACAAGAUUCCCCAAUUCUGAGCCUAGCAGAGGCCCAAGGGGAAGAGGCCCACCUUCCUGGUGUUCAGAACCCAUUGAGCGCCCAUCCAUUCUUAGUGCUAGUGAACUCAAAGAACUUGAUAAAUUUGAUAAUCUGGAUGCUGAGGCUGAUGAAGGUUGGGCAGGUGCUCAGAGCGAGGUGGAUUACACCGAGCAGUUGAACUUCAGUGAUGAUGACGAGCAAGGAAGUAGUCAAAAAGAGAAGGAAAGUGGUGAUGAACAAACACCAUCAAAAGAUUCCAAGAGUCCCGAUGACCAGAAGGAAGCAGAAGAACAGACAAGUGCUAAGUCUGCCCCCCAGGUUUCCACAGCAGCAGCCAAAGGGUCUUAUGGCAAGCUUGAUCAGGAUCGAGGUCCACCACAGCCUUCUAUACAUGAAAGAGGUGGCCCUGCUCUUCCUCCAAAAUCUAUUCUACCACCGCACCCUCCUCCCCCUGAUCGCCAGAUGGGAAGGCAGGGACCCUUUCCCCCUAAACCAGUCCCAGAUGAAGAUGAGAUUUGGAAGCAGAGGAGAAGGCAGCAGUCAGAGAUCUCGGCUGCGGUCGAGCGGGCCCGUAAGCGGAGAGAAGAGGAAGAAAGGAGAAUGGAAGAGCAGCGGAAAGCAGCUUGUGCUGAAAAGCUGAAACGGUUAAAUGAGAAAUUCGGCUGCGUGACAAAACCCUCCCGGGAAGACCCUCUGAAGGAGAGAGAAAGGGAGCGCGAGAGGGAGAGGGAAAGGGAGCGGGAGAGGGAAAGAGAGAGGGAGAGGGAAAAGGAGAGGGAGCGGGAGAGAGAGCGAGAAAAAGAGAGGGAGAAGGAAAAGGAAAAAGAGAGGGAAAGGGAGAAAGAAAAAGAAGAAAAAGAGAAACUGGAUAAGGCAAAAGAACAAGAAGUGGAGAAAGAGAAAGAAAAAGAGGCGGAGAAAGAAGAGAAGGAGAAUGAGAAAGAGAAAGAAGAGGAGAAACCAGCACACGAGGUUCCUGAGCCUGUAGAACCGGUGGCAACACCUGUAGCAGAAAAACAAGAAAGUGAAACCAAGAAUAACAAGGAAGAAAAAGAAGAUCAAGCAGUCUUUACUCGACAAGACAGUGGUCGGAAUGAGAAAGAGGUUUCACAGGUGACUCAUGAGAGUGAGCCGGAUUCGGGAUCUCAGCCUCGUCCUGCUGUUUCCUCAGGCUAUUCUAAACAGUUCCAGAAAUCACUGCCACCAAGAUUUCAGAGGCAGCAGGAGCAAAUGAAGCAGCAGCAGUGGCAGCAGCAGCAGCAAAGUGUCCUUCCACAGUCUGCUCCCUCCCAGCCUUCGAGUGGCCCUGUCCCACCCCCCCAGCACAGACCCCUUUACCAGCCCAUGCAGCCACAUCCUCAGCAUUUGGCUUCCAUGGGCUUUGAUCCACGGUGGCUCAUGAUGCAAUCCUACAUGGACCCACGGAUGAUGUCAGGAAGACCUGCAAUGGACAUGCCUCCUAUUCAUCCUGGAAUUAUGCCUCCCAAGCCACUGAUGAGAAGAGACCAGAUGGAGGGAUCAGCAGCUGGCUCGGAUUCGUUUGAACACAUGGCUCGCUCGGCAAGGGAGCACACUGUGCCUCUGUCAGAGCCCCGCAUGAUGUGGGGGUCAGACCCCUACCCCCACACAGAGUCUCAGCAAUCUACUUCUCCUCCCAAAGUGCUGGAAGAGCCUGACGACUUGAGGUCUGAAGCACACUUGGAGCAAGAACGAGUUGCUGUCCCUGCCAGUGCUUAUCCUGUAGAACACAACCAGUUGGACUCUCAUCCAAAGACAGAAUUUUUCAGAGAAUCAGGAGAGGUAGAGGUACAGAAAUUCCCAAGCAGGCCUUUGGAAGAUGUACAACCUCUCCAAACUGACACACCUAACACAGCAGUUAAUUUUGAAGGAGUGAAUGAGAAAGUUACACGUAGCUCUCCAGAAGAAUUGGUGCCUGUGGGGGAAAGUCACUCUUCACUAAAGAGAAGCAUUUCCCAUGGUUCAAGUCACUCUCUAAAAUCAGAAGACCAGAGGAAUGAAACAGCAGCAAAUAUCCCUAAAUUAAACAACAGGCCUAUCGAGGCAAAGGAGACAAUUGAGAGACUUGAGAUCAAGCCGAAAAAAGAAAUUUUGAUCAAUAAUAGAACAUCAGAAGGACCAAAACCUGAGAAAACUUUCAAACCUAAGUCUGAAACAAGAUGGGGUCCUAGGCCAGGUUAUGGCAGGAGAGAUGAGGGCGGUGAUAGACCAGUCAGAAGAUCAGGUCCUAUUAAAAAACCUGUGCUUAGAGAUAUGAAGGAAGAGCGUGAGCAGAGAGAAGAGCGUGAGCAGAGAAAAGAAAAAGAAGGAGAAAAGACAGCUAGUGAAAAAACAAGCAAACCUGAAAAAAGUGACAAAAAGGAAGCACCUCAAGUGCCACUGCCUCAGGCUGAGCCGGAGAGAUCCGCCUCCAGCAGCGCUCCUCUGGCUAAGAAGAUAACCCAGGAUGCUGCUCCGACCCCGGCGAGCCAGGAGGGCAGCCAGCCUGAGCCUGCAGCUAAGGCUGUGGUGCAACCCCCCACACCCCCAGUCCAGCAGCAGCUCCCAGCUGCCCAGCCGGCCACUCCCCAGCUUCCCCCAGCCAUCCCUGCACCACCGCCCGCUCCGCUGGCGGCGCAGCCACAGCCCCACACGCAGCCCCCCGCUCCCGCCGCGAAGGAGGAGAAGCAGCCUGAGAAGGUGGUCAGCAAGGAGGUUGUGGAGAAACCACGCUUAGAAACCAGGCCAGUAAAGAGAGAGCCUGGCUUACCACCUAGGACAUACUGGAAGGAGGCCAGAGAUAGAGACUGGUUCCCAGAUCAGGGAUACAGAGGCAGAGGUCGCGGCGAGUAUUAUUCCAGAGGCCGUAGCUACAGGGGUUCUUAUGGAGGGCGUGGUCGGGGCAGCAGAGGCCAUAAUAGAGAGUACCCACACUACAGAGAUCCUAAGCCUAGAACAGACCAUGUGCCUUCAGGGCCUGUUAGGCAAAGAGAAGAGAGUGAAACUCGUAGUGAGAGCUCUGACUUUGAGGUAAUCCCGAAGCGGCGGCGCCAGCACGGUUCAGAGACGGACUCUGACAGCGAAGUGCACGAGAGCGCAAGUGACACGCUGCUGUCAGACAAAGACAGUGUCAUCAAGGGCAAGCACCCGAAAAGAGAAGAAAGAGCUGAUGGCAAGAAGCCUCCAAAGCCCCUGUCAUUCAAACCCGAGAACAAUAUCAGGGUAGACAACAGAUCUCUAGAGAAAACGUACAUAAGAGAUGAUGACAACAAACCCAAACCAGGAUUUCUCCCUAAAGGAGAGCCUUCUAGACGAGGCAGAGGGGGAAUGUACAGACGUGGUGGCCGGGAUCCUGGUGGGCGUCCUCCACGUCCAUCCACAAUCAGGAGACCAGCCUACAGAGACAAUCAGUGGAACCCAAGGCAAACAGAGAUCAUUAAACCAGAAGAUGGGGAGCCUCCAAGACGGAAUGAGCAUUACGGUCCUAUACCAGUUGAUAAAAGACCUCCAAAAUUUGAGAGAAAGUUUGAUCCAAAUAGAGAGAGGCCACGAAGACAAAGGCCUGCUCGGCCUCCAAGGCAAGAUAAACCACCACGCUUCAGGCGCCUAAAGGAGAGAGAGGCCGCAUCCAAGAUAAGUGAGGUGGUAACCAGCUCAUCAACAAGUGCCACAGUUACUAGUGCAGUUAAUGAGCCCUCCAACCCUGCUCUGGAUGUGUCAGGAAGUAAGACACCAGACUUGUCCAACCAGAAUUCUUCGGAUCAGGCAAAUGAAGAGUGGGAAACAGCCUCGGAAAGCAGCGACUUCAAUGAGAGGCGGGAGAGGGAUGAGAAGAAAACAGCAGAUGCGGCAGCACAGGUGGCUGCAAAGGCAGGAGAAAACGCCGGAGCUCCAAAAAGGGAAAUAGCCAAGAGAAGCUUCUCUAGUCAGCGGCCGGGGAUAGACCGUCAAAACAGACGUGGCAACAAUGGGCCAGCUAAACCAGGGAGGAAUUUCUCUGGGCCCAGGAGUGAAAGGCGGAGUGGUCCUCCUCCCAGAAGUGGGAAAAGAGGGCCAUUUGAAGAGCAGGCAGCACCUGUGCCUGGUGUUGACCCCGCCAAUGGCAGCUCUGUACAUCAGGAGGACGGAGGUGCUGCUGCUGCAGGACAAAAGAGCACCAAGGAUGCAAGUGGCAAAAAGAGAGAAGAACCAAAGGCUGGUCCAAAGAAGCCUAAGGAAAAAGUGGAUGCCUUGUCUCAAUUUGAUCUUAAUAAUUACGCAAGUGUUGUGAUCAUUGAUGAUCACCCUGAAGUGACAGUAGUUGAAGACUCCCAAUCUAACUUGAAUGAUGAUGGUUUCACAGAAGUGGUGUCUAAGAAGCAGCAAAAACGCUUGCAAGAUGAAGAGCGCAGAAAGAAGGAAGAACAAACAGUGCAGGUUUGGACCAAAAAAGGAUCAAGCGAAAAAGGCCGAGGUCAGAAUUCCAAGCUCCCACCCAGAUUUGCCAAAAAGCAGCAGCAACAGGCAGCAGCUGCAGCUGCACAGCAGGCACAAGCUCAGGCUCAAGCCCAGGCACAGCCCCCGUGUCCGGCACAGUCUCCAGCUCAGCCCCAAGCUCCCGUUCCGACACAAAGCCAGGCUGCAGGAGGCACAGCCAGCACGGAAUACACCGUGUCAGGCAAAGUCCUGCAGAACACCCAGGCUCACAACGGUCUGGGAGCUGAACUGUGGGACAGCAAAGUGCCUCCUACAGCAGUUCUGAAUGACAUCUCUAAAAAAUUGGGACCCAUUAGCCCACCUCAACCACCUUCAGUCAGUGCCUGGAACAAACCUCUGACAUCUUUUGGUUCAGCUACAUCUCCAGAGGGGACAAAGCCUGGACAAGAAGGUGGAGUCGAUCUUGGUAUAGAAACUAUUCAGUUUGGAGCCCCAGCUUCCAGUGGCAGUGACAAUGAAAUUGGCCCUGUACUUUCUGAGAAGUCCACAGACAAGUUACCAGAACCAAAAGAGCAAAGACAGAAACAGCCUCGGGCUGGACCCAUCAAAGCACAAAAGCUUCCAGACUUGAGUCCGGUAGAAAACAAAGAGUAUAAGCCUGGUCCUAUUGGGAAAGAGCGUUCUUUAAAGAACAGAAAGGUGAAGGAUGCCCAGCAGGGAGAGCCUGAAGGACAGGAGAAGCCAUCUCCCACCUCUGUCAGAAGUCCAGAACCUGUCACUACAAAGGAAACCAAAGCAACGAGUGAACUGAGCACGGAAAUAGGAACGAUGAUAUCUGUAUCUGCUCCAGAGUUUGGAACAAACACAAAGGAGUCUGUAACAGACUACACUACACCUUCUUCUCAUCCUAACACAGUGGCUACUAGCAGUACAAAAAUGGAGGAGACUUUGGUGACGAACGUGCCCCUGCCCCACACCCUUCCCCUCCCUAGGAGGGAGACUUUACAACAGAGCUCCAGCCUAACUCCAGUUUCUCCCGCUACCGUCGACCUCACCCUCAAGAUGGAGUCUGCACGCAAAGCAUGGGAGAAUUCCCCGAACAUGGGGGAGAAGAGUUCUCCGGUGACCUCGGCAGCGUCUCCUAUCGCAGGUGGCAGUGGCAGCAGCAGCAGUGGCAGCAACACUGGGCCAAGCAGUGGCACCUACAGCUCCUUCUCUAGUGCAUCAAUGCCUCCUAUUCCUGUGGCCUCAGUUACACCCACAACUUCGCUCUCAGGAGCCGGAACAUACACCACCUCUUCACUGAGCACGAAGACUGCGAGCACCUCUGACCCUCCUAAUAUCUGCAAAGUGAAGCCCCAGCAGCUGCAGACAAGCAGCCUGGCUUCUGCCAGUCACUUCUCCCAGCUGAGCUGCAUGCCAUCCCUCAUUGCCCAGCAGCAGCAAAGUCCCCAGGUCUACGUGUCCCAGUCUGCAGCAGGUACUACAGCUCAAAUCCCAGCAUUUUAUAUGGAUACAAGUCAUCUGUUCAACACCCAACAUGCGCGUUUGGCACCACCUUCUCUGGCCCAACAGCAAGGCUUUCAACCAGGGCUUUCUCAGCCCGCUUCAGUUCAGCAGAUCCCCAUCCCCAUCUAUGCACCUCUGCAAGGACAGCACCAGGCUCAGCUGAGUUUAGGAGCAGCACCAGCUGUUUCCCAAGCCCAAGAGUUGUUCAAUUCCUCCUUACAACCUUAUAGAUCUCAGCAAGCUUUUAUGCAGAGUGGUUUGUCUCAGCCGUCGCCAGUGGUUCUGUCUGGUACAGCCUUACACAACUUCCCAGCAGUCCAGCACCAGGAGCUUGCUAAGGCACAGUCCAGCCUGGCAUUCCAACAGACUUCUAACACACAGCCUAUCCCCAUCUUAUAUGAGCAUCAGCUUGGUCAGGCUUCAGGACUGGGAGGCUCUCAGCUCAUUGAUACCCACAUUCUGCAGGCCAGAGCUACGCUCACUCAGGCUUCAAAUCUCUACUCUGGGCAAGUUCAACAGCCUGGCCAGAGCAAUUUCUACAACACUGCACAGUCUCCCAGUGCUCUCCAGCAGGUAAACUAUGGCAUGGUGACGGUACCUCUGCCAGGAUCCCAGAUUUCUUUGCCCAACUUUGGAUCCACAGCACAGCCACUGAUUGCCCUGCCCCAGUCUUUACAACCACCACUACAGCACACACCACCACAAGCCCAGGCUCAGAAUCUGAGCAGGCCUGCACAAGUAACCCAGCCUUUCCGAGGACUGAUCCCAGCAGGAACUCAGCACAGCAUGAUCGCUGCCACUGGAAAGAUAUCAGAAAUGGACCUGAAGGCCUUUGGAGGUGGCAUUGAUGUUAAACCUGGAACACCACCAGUUACUGGCAGAAGUACUACUCCAACCUCCAGUCCCUUCCGGGCCAGUUCUACAAGUCCUAACAAUCAGUCCAAUAAAAUGAACAGCAUUGUCUACCAGAAGCAGUUCCAGUCAGCAGCUGCUGCUGUAAGAAUGACACAGCCAUUUCCUGCACAAUUUGCACCCCAGGCAAAGCAGAGAGCAGAGGUACUUCAGUCCACCCAGAGAUUCUUUUCUGAGCAGCAGCAGCAGCAGAGCAAACCCAUAGGAGGCAAAGCCCAGAAAGUGGAGGAGAAUGGAAGCAAACCCCCCGAGGCAAUUGCUGAUUCCUCAGGAGUCUGCCAGGACAAAACGGAGGAGAAGCCCGCGCCUGCACCCGCUGCCACACCGAAACCUGUCAGAACUGGACCAAUCAAACCUCAGGCAAUCAAAACCGAGGAAACUAAAUCUUAGAGGCUGUGUUCCCGUGGAGGGGGGCAGAGGGGAGGGUGGGCGAGGUGUCAGCAGCAUGAGUUUGUGGCCUGAAGGCCGAGGCAGCAGCCUGCUCUCCCUGCAGGGCUCCGAGCAGCCUGAAGGGGCACAGGAGCCAUCAGCAGUUACAGGUGCAAACUGCUGGGUGUCCAGCUGAGCUCCUGGGCUCUGGGGGUUCGUGUCUCCUCUGACAGCAUGAAGGCUGCUCUCGGUGCGUGCACGUUUCACACGUGUGCACGUUUUGGCUUACACACCUUCUGCUUCCCACGGUGAGAAACAUGGAGAAGUGGCCAUGGCAGGGAAGAAGGUGGUGGGGAGGCAUGUUCCUGGCUGACACGAUGACUUCUCUUAUUUUCUUCAGGCUCUGAUCUUCAGCUGCUAUUUAUCUUUUUAUAAACCCAUGAGUAUGACAACAUGCAGUUCUGAAGAUGGUGCUGGGCCAAGUAAUGUGUGUUAAGUUUUUAGUGACUUAAGAAGCUUCUAUCUUGUAACAAACAGAGGGAUCCAUAGCUGGCAAAAUUGCCUUUGCCACGCGAGGUCUAACCUAACGUGACACAGUGAUGCUGGUGGUGUUGGAUUUCCCUCUGGAAGCAGUGCUUUGCUGGCUGCUGCUGCUUGGAUGACAAUACUCUGCAUUUAGAUCACCACAUGAAAACGCUACUUGGCCACCUGUGUCCUCUCCACCCGCUGCCCCCUCAGUGGCUCUCACCCCUGGAGUUGAAAGGUUCGUUGCAUCAAUAGUCAGGUUUGUUCCGUUCACCCCUGUCCAGGUGUCUUUAUAUGAUGCGAGUGGUCUCUAAACGGUUCCAGUUUCUGUCUGUGAUACAGCAACGAGCACUUAAACUGUGCCACGAGAACUACAGAAACCUUACUGAUUAAUGAGAGUUUAUCUCAAAGGUGCAUUUUCAUAUCAGAGCUGAGUCGCACCACCUCCUUGCCCACAGUGUGCUGGAAAGUAGAAUCAAGUCAAAUAAAUGCCUUUUUAAUUGUAUCCUCUAGUAUUCUAGCUGUAGGACAGUACUGUAUGAUACUUCUGUGAAUGUAAGAUAUCCUGUACCUGCUUAUGAUAUGUAGUAGUGACUGUGCUAUACUGGAGCUGUUUUUAAUAAUGUUAUUCUAGAGGUUUUUUUUCCAGACAAUGAUUGAAAAAGCUAAUAAAAAGCACCAGGUACCACAUCAGUAGCAGAAUUUGCUGGUUUUUUCUUGGAUUUUUUUUUUCCUUUUCUUUUUUUUUUUUUUUCUUUUUUUUUUACAUUUUUUGGAAGGAAGAGUUGAAAGUCUAAUGUGUAUAAUUUUGUUCAAAUGACUGCAGAAGCUGGAAAGGCUGUUGCUGCUAUUGAUGCCUAGUGAAUCGCUAUUGGUUAUCUUUUUAUAUAAAUAUAUAUAUAAUUUGAAUUUUUGGAAACUCUAGCUGUGAUGUCAACUUUGGAAAAAAGUAUCCCACUUGUAGUGUGAGUUGGCAUUGUACAGAAAUUAACAGCCAUAUUGGUCUAGAAAUGUUAAACUUAAUUUUUUUUCCAUUUGUACAGGGGUAACGCACUGUAUGAAAUAUGUACGGUCUUAUUUACAUGGGUUUGAUUACAGAAACUAAUAAAGUAUUCUCUAAAUAAA
Pseudopipra pipra is the source of this 9809-nucleotide messenger RNA. RefSeq names its product proline rich coiled-coil 2C (gene PRRC2C). NCBI's taxonomy places the organism in Eukaryota, Metazoa, Chordata, Aves, Passeriformes, Pipridae. Bases 180 to 8180 code for a protein of 2666 amino acids. The transcript is spliced from 34 exons. Gene Ontology annotation, biological process: hematopoietic progenitor cell differentiation. The record is from RefSeq and is a predicted model, not a curated record.